AUGCUUGCCGUAGUCGCAGCGGCACCACCGGCCAACAUGGCGUGCUUGGAUGUACACGUCCGAAUAUGCGAACAAGAAAUACUUAAAUAUGAUUUGGAAAUAAAGGCCCUCGUCCAGGAUGUAAGGGAGUGUACGGGACCUCAAAGCACACUGACAGAACUCAAUUCAAAAGUGAUAGAGAGUUUCCAGAACCUCAGGCUGCGGAUACAGGAUCUAGAGCAAAUGGGCUUGGAGCAGGACAAGGAGUCUGAUAAGCAGGCUUUAAUGCAGCAGGUAGAGGGUCAUCGAAAACAGAUGAUCAGUAACCAAAUUGCUUGGAGAAAAGCAAACCUGACCAGUAAAAUGUCAAUCGAUGCCCUGGAAAAGGAGGCUCUGCUUAAUGGAGACGAUGCUUUGAGGAAAAGGAAGAAGACCAAGGGGGACCUGACUCAGACCUCCAGUGACAUCACAGAGAGCCUGAUGAGCAUGAGUCGUAUGAUGGCACAGCAGGUGGAGCAGAGUGAGGACACCAUGACAACACUGGCCACGUCCUCCAAGUCGGUCCAGGAGACCAACGAGGAGUUCAAGGCCAUGACAGGCACCAUCCAGCUGGGCAGGAAGCUUAUCACCAAGUACAACCGUCGGGAGCUCACCGACAAGCUGCUCAUCUUCCUGGCCCUGGCCCUCUUCUUCUCCACCGUGCUCUACAUCGUCAAGAAGAGACUCUUCCCCUUCCUGUAGGAGACCACCAUGGAAAGCCCCCUCUCCCCACACUCCAAACGCUUUAAUAUCUCCUCCCAUCUGAAGUCGAAUACUCGAAUACUGCUGCUAGCGAGCCGACUCUGUGCAUGGCAUUGUGGAUGUUGUGCUCUGCUGUACUGCCUGUGGUGCUGUUUAGGUGUACUCCGUAGGAUAUCUAUUGAUCAAUCAAACUCCGGUAACCCAUUGCCUCAAAAAAGCAAGCACUGAUUGCACACUGGUUCACUAAGGUUUUAGUGUUCUCCGCAAAUAUUCCAGUAGCAGGAAGUGAGCUGUAGUUCUCUCUAUUAUUUUGGUGAUGCUGUGCAUUGCCGUGAAUGAGGGCCAAUGUCAGUAGAGUUAGCUGGUUUUAAAAUAUAUCUAUUUUAAUAUAUUUUAAUAUUAUUAAUAUUCCACCUCUUUUCCUUCUAUUGCCCAAAGCUGGAUAAGGAAAAGCUUAAAGGUUAACCAUAUCAUUUCUUUAUUCCAUUUUUUGUCAAUCCCUUCUCUCCCUGGUUACUAACGUUAGAAUAAUCCGAAAAUAAAUACUAUUUUAUUUUAACACACUUAUAUUGAGUGUCUUUAAUUGAAAAUCUCUGGGUGAAUUCACUAUUUAAAAUCCCAACAGUGAUUGUUUGCACUGUAAUCAUCCUGUAAUUUGACGUUACAUUUAGUUAACCAAUUUGAAGAAAUGACUUAUUUUUGAGAAUUGGAGCUUUACAUUGUUUAAUAAUCAUCCCAAUGUUUAUUUAUAUAUCAUAUCCCCUGUUUGCAAUGGAAUUGUUAUCAUAUAACCUGCAGUAUUUGUAAGGCUUACAUGGACCAAUAAACCAUACCAGUGUACUACCAA
This is a messenger RNA of Gadus macrocephalus (Pacific cod), 1567 nucleotides long. RefSeq names its product vesicle transport protein SEC20-like. Gene Ontology annotation, biological process: retrograde vesicle-mediated transport, Golgi to endoplasmic reticulum. The coding region runs from base 1 to 720 and encodes 239 amino acids. Gene Ontology annotation, cellular component: endoplasmic reticulum; SNARE complex. The record is from RefSeq and is a predicted model, not a curated record. The transcript is spliced from 6 exons. NCBI's taxonomy places the organism in Eukaryota, Metazoa, Chordata, Actinopteri, Gadiformes, Gadidae. Gene Ontology annotation, molecular function: SNAP receptor activity.